Cucurbita pepo subsp. pepo (vegetable marrow) is the source of this 1422-nucleotide messenger RNA. Its product is annotated as polygalacturonase At1g48100-like. NCBI's taxonomy places the organism in Eukaryota, Viridiplantae, Streptophyta, Magnoliopsida, Cucurbitales, Cucurbitaceae. Gene Ontology annotation, molecular function: polygalacturonase activity. Gene Ontology annotation, biological process: carbohydrate metabolic process. The record is from RefSeq and is a predicted model, not a curated record.
AUGAACUCUUCUUUUUGUUCCUUUGCUUUGUGUAUUACACUCAUAAUCUUCUUCUUUCCUGUUCAUGGACGAUGGCAUAACCAUGCAAAGAACCACAAACAUUCUCACCAUCAUCACCAUUUCACCAUUUCACAACCUCCUUCUCCUUCUCCUUCCUCUUCCCCCGAACCCGCGAAUCCUCCCGACGACAACGACGGAGGGUCAUCUUUCAACGCCACCGGCUUUUUCGACGUACGUCAUUAUGGCGCCAUUGGAGAUGGCACUACAGACGACACGGAGGCCUUCAAGAUAGCAUGGGACACAGCCUGUCAAAGCGACAACGACGACUAUACAGUUAUUCUUGUUCCAUAUGGCUUCUCGUUUAUGAUCCAAUCGACAAUUUUCACCGGGCCGUGCAAACAUGGCGUCGUGUUUCAAGUUGAUGGCACUCUCAUAGCUCCAGACGGGCCCGACGCUUGGCCGAGGAGUUACAGUGCUCAUCAAUGGCUGGUUUUUUAUCGAGUUAAUAACAUGUCGCUUCGAGGAAACGGUGUUAUUGACGGGCGAGGACAAAAAUGGUGGGAUCUUCCCUGCAAACCCCACAGAGGAGGAAAGGGAAGAACAAAGGCAGGCCCUUGUGAUAGUCCAAUUGCCAUAAGAUUCUUCAUGAGCACAAACUUGACCGUUGAAGGGCUUAGAAUCAAAGACAGCCCACAAUUCCACUUCAGGUUCGACAAUUGUAGAGAUGUUUAUAUUGAUUCUCUUAACAUAACAGCUCCUGCUUUGAGUCCAAACACCGAUGGAAUUCACAUUGAGAAUACAAAUGGGGUUCAGAUACUCAAUUCAGUUGUUGCCAAUGGUGAUGAUUGUGUUUCAAUUGGUUCGGGUUCUUAUAAUGUUGUUAUACGAAAUAUUACGUGUGGACCAGGUCAUGGAAUUAGCAUUGGCAGCCUAGGCAAUCACAACUCCCGAGCAUGUGUGUCAAACAUAACAGUUCGAGACUCAAUAAUCAAGGUCUCAGACAACGGUGUUCGGAUCAAGACAUGGCAAGGUGGGUUUGGAUCCGUAAGAGGAGUAAGUUUCAAUAACAUUCAUAUGGACAACGUUAGGAACCCGAUCAUCAUAGACCAAUUCUAUUGCCUCAACAAAGGGUGUCUCAAUCAAACCUCAGCCGUGGUUGUAUCAGACAUAAGCUAUAUUGACAUCAAAGGAAGUUAUGAUAUUAGAAACCCACCAAUGCACUUUGGGUGCAGUGAUUCUAUGCCUUGUGUGAACCUAACACUUGCAAAUAUCGAGCUUUUUCCUUCAGAAGGUGACAUCUUUAUGGACCCAUUUUGUUGGAAUGCGUAUGGGGACUUGCAAACCCUAACAAUCCCUCCACUUGGGUGCUUGCUUGAAGCCUCCUCGAGGUCUAUCUUGGAGACUCAAAGGGAUUAUUGCUAA